Morone saxatilis (striped sea-bass) is the source of this 5650-nucleotide messenger RNA. It is a transcript of the gene tprn, whose product is annotated as taperin. The coding region runs from base 177 to 2723 and encodes 848 amino acids. The transcript is spliced from 4 exons. NCBI's taxonomy places the organism in Eukaryota, Metazoa, Chordata, Actinopteri, Moronidae. The record is from RefSeq and is a predicted model, not a curated record. Gene Ontology annotation, molecular function: phosphatase binding.
CAGAGGGAGAGGAGAGAGAAAAAAGAGACGGGAGGGAUGUGUGUGAGUGUGCGGUGAUCGGUGCUGCAGGUACAGUCGGAGCCGGAUACAGGAUUUAGAGCCGCACCGGACCGCGGCCGAACCGCCUCGGAGCCUGCCUCUCUCCCCUCUUCAUCCCCUCCGAACAACCGUCCCUGAUGUCUGGCGGAGGAGAGGUGCACGUCCUCCGCCAAGAGGCCGGACAAGAGAGCCCGAGGAUGCCGGCCUGGAAGCGAGAGAUACUGGAGAGGAGGAAAGCGAAGGGCGGCGGGUCCGGAGGAGCCGGUGCCGCGGACACGAGCCCCGGUGGUGCGGGCCCGCAGCGGGUUAACGGCGAGCUGCCGGGAAAUGUGAACGGCAGCAGCAGCGGACCCAAGACUGACAGCGGACCGAGCGGCGGGUCCGGGCGGAACUACACCAUCACCCCAGCCAGCCAACACUUCGGGAACAACAAAGAGCCACGGCCGACGGCCGCGGAGAGGACGGUGUCGAGGGAGGACGGCAGACAGGAGAGCCUGGUGCUGCAGGAAAGCCUGGGCCCGCUGGAGGAGAACCCAUUCAUCAAGCUGGAGAAGGAGCGGAGGAGGCGACAGGACCGAGAAAACGCCGCUCGUCCGGUGCAGCACAUCCUGGAGCUGUACGGCAGCGUACCCGGUAUACGGACUAUCCGCGCAGAGAACAUUAUCAUCAUUGAGUCCGACCCGGAUUACUUUCCGGAAGCUGGAGGGCUGAAACCCGGGUCCAAAUGGCAGCAAAACGGUGUCAAUAGUUACAGCUCUCUGAACGACCUCCUGGACCGGAGAGGGAGUGCUGUUACCGAGAUAAGAGCCAAGGAAGUGGUGAUUUAUGACACAACGUUAAGCAAGAGUGAGGAGAACUUGAGCACCCUGGGCCGCCCUGAUCAUGAGGUCUCAUAUGAGACAGGUGAGGGUCAGGGCAGGGUGAGCCGGAUGCUGCAGAAGUUUGACAGCAAUUACGGGAAGCUGCAGAAGAAGUCCCACAGCACAGAGAACCUGCUGGACCUGGACUGUAGUGCCAGCAGCAGGCCAAGACUCUGGCCCAAGCCACAGCCAGAUCUGGUGCCAAAGCCCAGGCCAGGCCUGUCGGUCAGCAGCCCAGGCAGCAGCCAGCCGUCCUCGCCUGUCUUCCAGGGCCCCUGGUCUUCCAAACCAAAGCCACAGCCCGCUGUCUCUGAGCUGGGCAGCCCCCAACGCUCCGCCGAGCCCCCUCAGUCUGUGUCUUCCUUCCGUCAGCGGUUUGAGGACAGCGGAGGCCGUGGCUCCCCCAGAGAUGAGCCCGACAAGGGGCAAACCAAGCCCACCAGAGAGAGAGACUGGGAGGGCGCAGAGGUGCCACCCAAAUCCAAGGUGCCAUGCUCUCCGGAGACCCUUCGUGCCCGUGCCGAGUCCCCCUCAAGCCCCAUCUCAUCCAAGGUGUCACGCUCCUCGCCUGACUUCGAGAUCCGUCCCUCCCCAAAGCCAGACCUCGCCCGAAUUCCAGAUGAGGACACCCAGGCACGGGCCCUCGCAAACCUGCGCCUGCAGUCCCGAAACUCCUUCACAGUGAUCCCCAAGCGCCGUCCUCCUGCCUCAUCUGCGACAGGCAGCCCGACACCGUCCAGCCCCGUCCGGUCUUCCCCCUCCCACAGAGCGGCAGAGGUGCCCACGCAAGGAGUGCCAACCUCCCACACCCCGGUGCCCACUUUGACACCCUCAAAGAGGAGUAAGGAGAAAGUGCAGGAGGAGAAGGAAGUCGAGAGGCAGGCGAGGCCAUCCAUGCCUGAACCAUCUUCUCCUGUUGCCACAAGUCCAACACCUCCUCCGCUCUCAGAACCUCCUUCUCCAUCCCCAGCUCCCUCCUCUCCACCUGCCCUGUCUUCACCCCCGUCUUCUCCGGCUGUCCCAUCUUCACCUUCCUUCUCUCCGGUUCCCUCAGACUCUCCUGUCCCUUCCACGCCUUCCCCGGCUCCUCAACGACCUCCCGUGGAUCACCUCCCAGUAACAAACAUAGACGACAUUGAAGUGGAGCCCCCGCAGCGUGUCCCUGCUCCCAGCCCCAUGGUGCAGAGGAGAAAGGGGAACACCUUCACUGUGGUGCCUAAGCGUAAGCCCGAGGCCCAGCCGAGCUCACCUGAGCCCCAGCAGGAAGCCUCAAGUGAGGCCCCACCGGGGUCCACUCCCCCACAGGCCCCGUACGCUCAGCUGGGCUCCCUGCUGAAGAAACGCUACCCCGCUGUGGAGGAGAUCGAGGUCAUCGGUGGGUACCUUUCCCUCGCCAAGUCCUGCCUCUCCAAGACGGGCUCCGCGGGCAAGAAGCUCAAGAUCUCUUUCAACGAGUCGAGCCUCAAGAGCACGUACGAGUAUCCGUCAGAGAGCAGCGCGUGGGACAGCGGGGAGGAGGAUGAGGAGGAGAAACGAGAUGAGAAGGUGGCGGACGAACAGCCAAGCAUGGUGGGACGCAUCCACAUCCCCCGACCCAGCUUCACCGGCUCGCCCACGCACACGACCAACAGCAACGACCUUUCCAGCUACGUCCCCAAGCACUCGGUGGACUUCAGUGCCUGGCAGGAGCACAAACACGAGGACAGUGUUUACCAGGAGAACACCACUUCCCAACAGACACAGACGACAGAGGAAGUAAUGCUCACGCCGGCAGACAGCUCCUCCCUGUCUGACUACAGCAGCGAGCCCGCUCUUUACUUCUGAUCAGUCGGACCAGUCAGCUGUACAGUAGCAUCUCACCUGUGGGACCAGACUGCAGCCAGAGCCCCGAGCGUGGCUCCGUCACACCCGGGUCUCCAGCUCUAACACUCCAGCCGUCUCUAAGCACAUCUUCCUGCUCAGACAGGAAACACAAUGUUUUGUUAUUUCUUUCUUUUUUGUUUUUUUGGGGCUGAUUUCCUGCCACGGUACCACUGCACGCCAAGUUAUCAACUGCAUAUCAGAGCAGAGCAGCUUUUUGUCAGGCGGCCAGUGAUCCAUUCCCACCUCCUUCCUGACCUGACGCAACAAAUCCAAAAGCAGCUGGACUGUGUUUCCCCCUACGAUCCCGGACAGUUGAUCUGUCAGCCCCCCCCCCUCCUCUUCCUCGCUCCUCACCAACACAAAUGUCUGACAGAAUCAAAUCCGUUGCGACGUCUGUCUUCCUCUCCAGACUCUGGAAGAAGUUCCCCUGCUUUCCUCCUGCGAUUCUCCGCUUCAACAUUUGCUUCAGGUUUUUUGGCGGAUGUUGACAAGCGAAGGAGCCGAAAGCGAGUGACCUAACUUCUUAAAAAGAACAGGAAGCCGCCAGUGCCCACGUGUAGGUAACGCCAUGGUGACGGAGUUCAGUGUUAGCGUGGAAACAUGUCACGUAGGACAUGGGAGGACGCAUCCGCUUCUGUAGAUCGCUGGCAAACACACAAAAACAAACAAAAUGGUGAAAGGGUGCCACAAUUGUAGUUUUUUUGUCCGUGUUUUUGUUUUGUUUUUGUACAUGCAUGUUUUGAUUUCAGCCAACAGCUCGGUUGGUUCUCUGACUGUAAAGCUUCUGUAUGCCUUUUUAGUUUUUGUAUCUUUUCUGGCAAACUAUGCUGUAUUGAAGCUGCUGGACGUUUUGGUCGAAGAGUCUUAACGGCAAGCAAACUUCAACACAAACUCCCUCCUCUGCGACAAGGGAGGGGGAAAUAUGCACCCCAGGGAAGAUUUCUGUCAAUCAGCAGCAGCAAACUCUGAUUUCUGAUUGAACGCUUGAAAAAGUGACCUUGGCCAAUAAUGUCUGUAUGUCCGUAUUGCUGGUGACAAACAAAAAUCAUACUGUAGAAUGUCUCUGUAUAUCCUCUUAUCAAGGUAUCUGUGUUAUCAAAAGCUGUUAGACCUCCUGACACCUUUUUUUCUGGCUUCUCGUGUAUUUAUUCCUGCUUAUAGUUGAAGUUUGCAUGUCUGAGACCUGCUCAUGUACAAAAGGACGUUUUUGUAAAGUCAAAUUUGCCGGUUGCUGAAGGAUGGUGCGAACAGCGCCACCGGACAUUUCUUCUUCUUUGUUGUUGUUGUUUUUUUUUUUUCUCCAGUCGGACCUCAUGUACUUUCACAUUCCACAGAGGAAGAAGCCGGUCCAUUGAAGUGAUGAAGGCGACAACGAUUAUGAUCACUCAUAAUGUGGCAUGUUUGUGAGAGCGAAUGCAAGAUUGUGUGUUUGGAAGAAUAUGUAAUUUUUUUGUUUGUUUUUAAUUAAGAUUGUUUUAUAUACAAGAAUGCACCAAGUUUCCAGAUGAUUUUUUUAAACGCAUAAUGCCAACGGAUUAAAGUGUUGCUGUAACGGCCUCACAUUCAUUCUUUACGCGCGCAGGAUCGACCCCUCGGCCAGUAUUGUUGUACAGUUCCCACCAUAUUUUCAUAAGUACUAAGAUGUAUUUCUUACUCCUGUCAUUCAUUUUUCUAAUUUCUCCCAUCAGAUGAAAUUUGCUCAGUUGGAUUUUGCUGUUAGGAGACGAGGCGUUUUGUCUUUGUCCAAUGAAUUUAGGAAUAAUCUGUUUUGUCUGGAGUCUUGGAUGUUAAAUGUGUUUGCACUGUCAUGCUUUUAGCUUUUAUUUGCACCUCGUGAGAAGGAGCGGAGUAGGCCACAGAGGAAAUGUGCACUUAUAAAGAACAAGAAGUCUAGUUGGAGAGUUUUGUUUCGAAACAGUAUAGCCACUAUAGACACCUGCUUUUAUACAACCAUUGAUUGUAUGUCUGAUACAGUAGAUGAGUAAGAUUUUUGAGCCCUUGGUUGGCAGAAUCAAAUUUUUUAGACUGCAGGUAUUGAUUUUUUUUUAUGAUCAAAAUGAAUGAAUAGCAUUUUGGAAUAGAACUCUUCAAUUGUACAUGAUGAAUGCACUGCCGAUGAAUGCCAUGUCCACUUUUUGUACUGUUUGCCACAGCCUUGCAUCAGAAGUCUUAUGAUUGUCGGCCUUGAUGCUGUGACCACAAACUGUAGCCCAAGUGUAGUUUCCCCACACAGGUCCAGGGCUUCAUCUUUGACCUCAAGUUACCUCAAAAAAACACCCCUCAAAUCCUUCUUUGCAGCUGUUAUCGGCCAGUUAACCCGAUGUGUCAGCCUCUGACAUACAGUAGCUUUAAAGGACCAUACCAGUGAUUUUGCGAGUUUUAGCCCAUUUGGUACAAAUCACAUAUACUUUGCAUUACUGCUAACCUUUUGUCCAGACGUCCACUGGUUUCCACUCAAUUUCAUAUGGCAUGAAAAUCUACUAGCAGACUCUAAACAUACAGCUUGAAACUUGACUGUUUCUAUACCACAAUCAUACUUUACUCGAAACCUUUUCUUACAUCUACACAAGAGGCUAAACUAAAUGUGAAGCACAAGUAGCAAAAAGAGCUUUGUAGUGUCAAACUGGCAAAAUCUGGAUCUAAAGAAAUUCUCAAAUCAAAAAAACUGGUUUAAAAAAAAGAAUAUGGAUGUAUCAAAGAGUACUGAGGUUCAGUAUCCAGCCCUAUAAUAUGCAGUGCAGACUUCUUAAAUUAAUCUGUACUCAAAUUACAUUAUCACACAUUAUGACUACAAUAAGUAUAAUGCAACUGACAAUGGAGUGCAGACUUUAUGUUCACUGUGAGGGUUAGCACAGCUCAUGCAGGUUUAAAUAGCGUACUGAAUCAGU